AAUAAAUAGGUUAGUCUCUAAGGUGCCACAAAUAUUCCUUACCUUGUAUUAGUUACUGCAUGUUAGCUGACAUGAGUUAACAUUACCCCUUUUGCUAGGGAAUACACAUCCAACUUGCCAUGAGUAACUUGAGCACAGAUAACUUGAAUAAUCUCUGUGAAGACAUACCCUAGGGGAAGCUUAGGCUGUCACGUGGCCUGCUAACAUGUCUUCGUAUGUUAGUUGGCAUCUUGUUGAGUAUUGACAUCUUUUCAGUCAUGUUAAGACAACACAAUUGAAAACCAGACCCGUUUUCCUUCUCCAUGGGGUCGUUUCUUUAUGAGCAGAUCUUGGAUGGUAUAUCCGUAUAUAUGUGUAUUUACCUAUGUUAGGUACAUAGGUCACAAUAUCUGAGAGCUUUUAAAACAUUAAUGACUCUUUUCCACACAGCUCUCGUAUGAGGUAGGAAAGUUUCAUCCAUAUUUUCUAUGUGGCGACUGAGGUACAGAGAGACUGACUUUCCUGAGGUCGCACAUGGAGUCUGGGUGGCUAAGCUGCAAAUUGAAGCCAGGUCUUCAGAGUAGCUGUCCUGUGCCUAACCACAAGACUAUCUUCCCUUCCCUAUGUCCUGCACAUUCUAGUCAAAUUUAUUUAUGCCUCUGUCCUCACUGAGGUGAAAUCGUCGAAAUUUUACUUUUAAACUUUUUAUUCUGUCUACUUUCUGAAAACUUAUUUCAGUUUUGCAAAUGUUUAUUUGAAAAGCUUUUUCAGCUGGGCACGGUUAGAUUUUUUGAUCAAAUAUUUUAAAAUUGUUUCUCGAAUGUAACUGCUUCUGUUAAAUCCUUCAGGAUGAUUCUUGGCUCUUUCUCAGAUUAGUAAGUAAUAUAUAAGAGUUCUGCACAGUUAGUUCUGUUUUAUUAAAUGCGUUUUAUACACCUGUGUAUGUACUCAAGCAGCUUCCCCAGUACUAAUCAACUAACAAAAUCCUUAGGACUGUGUUUAAAGCCAUUGUAUGUCAUUUUCCAUACUUAAAAAAUGUUAAAGAAUUAAGAAAUUCUUGAAUUAAGAAAUGAAAUGAUUUAAAUCUAAAAUAUAUGAAACAAUUUACAUUUUUAGGAGGGAAUGAGUUUGCAUAGCUUCUAAGUCAUGAGGGGAAAGGUGAAGGAUUUUACCUUUUAAAUAAAGCAGGAGCUGACAGUAAACUCUCUUAAAUUUUUACACACAUUUUCUGGUUCACUAUUUAAGAAUAUUUCUCUUCUCUAACCCUGGGAGUGUUCAUAAAUGUUAAUUUUUAUCUUGGAACUUGUCUCAAAUGUGAGACGACACUUUGUGAGUGUAAAGUAAUGGUGUCUGAAGAUGGGUAGAGGUUUAGGAGACCCAACCGUAUGACCAUGUGACCUGCUUCAUGGAUUUAACAUAAGUCAUGUUACAACAAUUUCACUCUUACCCUAAAUUGACUUAUUGUGGUCCAUUCCAAUUCUGUUUUAGAAAGUCAAACUGUCGCAGUGCUUUAUGUUCUUCUUGAAAUGUGGGCUAUGCCCACAAUAGGUAUCUCUAUAAUUGCACUGUUUUUCACAAGAAUUUCUUUUGAAUGCUAUUGGGGUGAGAAUUUGUGGUGGAUGGAAGGUAGGAGUGGGGACUUCUAAAUCCCAUGCCCAACCUUAAAAAUGUUUAAAAUUGAAACUACUACCCAGAAAAGUUUAAUAAGGCUAUUACUGACCCUGACCCAAACAGUGAAUGUUGGGUAAUGAAUCAAACAUGCUCAAAGAUAAGGAAGAAUUAGGUUGAGUCAUGGAAACAGUUUCUAGCUUUAGAAUAUUCUACUUUAGCUUCUUUGGGGAAAUAAUAUGUGAACUGCAUUAUUCAUUGCUGAAAACUUACCUGAUUUUAGUGUUUUUUCUUAAAGCUCCAGCUUCCAGAGUCUUACUACUGCAUGGGAAUCGUGACUUUCAUUUUUUGAAAAGUUAGACUCUUAGCUCACAUAACUUCCAAGAAAACCUGGACAAGGUGAACCCUAAAAGUUUUAAAAAACCAAAACAAAACAGAAGGCAAAUCAAAACAAUUGUUUGAAGAAUAGAAGAAUGCUUUCCACUGAGAAUAGCACUAACACUGCUGAUACACGAUGCCUUUAAGCGAGAAGAAUAGUGUGGUUUUUGCAUAUGAGUCUUCGGUACACAGUACCAAUGUUCUACUCCGUCUCAAUGAUCAGAGAAAGCAAGAUUUUCUUUGUGAUGUUACUAUUCUAGUGGAAGAUCAACGAUUUCGGGCUCAUCGGUCUGUGCUUGCAGCUUGCAGCAGCUAUCUUCUUUCAAGAAUUGUGGGACAGUUGGAUGCUGAUCUUCUCAUCACUUUACCAGAAGAGGUGACACUUAAAGGAUUUGCUCCUUUGCUUCAGUUUGCAUAUACUGCCAAACUUAUUUUAAAUAAAGACAAUGUGUCUGAAGUUUGCAAGUGUGCAAAAUUUUUGGGAGUACAUAACAUUGAAGAAUCUUGCUUCCAGUUUCUCAAAUUCAAGUUUUUGGACUGUAAAGCAGACCAGCAGGAAUGCCCUAGAAAGAAAUGUUGUACCUCACGCUGUGAGAAAGCAAACGUUCAUGUUGCCCUUGUGGAUGAUGGGGGCCUAGAAAUAGAUGACGAAGUGGAGGAAUUGUUGGAAACUGAAUACACUGCAACUCCUAAUUCAAAGCUCAGCAAAGGUGAAGAAAAUGCAAAAGUAUCUCCUCAUCUCCAAGAUAAUACCAAUCAAACAUGCGAUCCUGCAUAUUUAGAAAAAGAUAAUAUUUCUGGUUUGUUUUCCCUAUGCCCAAAAUAUAGGAAGUUCCAGAAAGCUUUUGGGAGUGACAAAGUCCAUACUGCAGAGAUUGGUUCCAGUAUUAAAGAUGAUCAGGUAACAUCAGCUACAUCCAUUCAUCAGAGUGAAUCAUUUAAUGAUGCCAUACAAAAAGCUCAGGAGUGCACAGCUGUGCAGCUGGUCUCACAAUGUGAAGAGACUCAGGUAGAAAUGGAAGAGGGGGAGAAAGAAGAGGAAUUGAAGAGAGAAUCUGUGUCUCAGAGUAUCUCAUAUCCUAUGGAGAAAGCAGAUGUUGCUUCUUUUCCCCAAAAUUUUUCUGUUGCACCUCAUGAACUUUAUUCUGCACCUUUUCUAAAUGCAUAUGAGCAAUACAGCAACUUGAAUUUCAGUAGUAUGCAAAACACAGUUGUAGCUGAAAAAACUGUGACAGGUACUGUAGUUAGGAAUGAUAAACCAGUCAGUGAAAAUCAAGAUGAUUCGCUUUUGAAGUCUGAUUUGUGCACUCGAGAAGACAUAAGCAUUACAUCAACUAGUGACCGAAGCAGUGUGGAAAGAGAGGUAGCUGAACACCUAGCAAAAGGUUUCUGGAGUGAUAUUUACAAUACAGAGACUGCUUGUCAAAUGCGUUUGUCACCUGCAACAGCAAAAGAAUGCUCAGAACCAGUAUAUUCAGGAAAAAAGUCGGAGUGCCCAUGGUUAGGUAUCAGUCUCAGUGAGAGCCCUGAACCUUGUUCUCAAAGAACUUUUACAACUCUGAACUCUGUCAACUGCCCAUUUAUAAGUAAUCUUGGUACUGAAGUAUGCUCAAACAGCCCAGAGAUAAAUAGUGGAGAUUAUAUCCAGGAACCACAACAAGAACAAUGUCCAUAUACUUGUGUGAUAAGUUUGGGAGAAGACUCUGAAACUGACACUGAGGGAGACAGUGAGUCAUGUUCAGCAAGAGAACAGGAAUGUGAGGUAAAACUGCCAUUUAAUUCACAAAGGAUCAUUUCACUUUCUAGAAAUGACUUUCAGUCAUUUCUGAAAAUGCACAAAUUGACUCCUGAACAGCUGGAUUGUAUCCAUGAUAUCCGAAGACGAAGUAAAAAUAGAAUUGCUGCACAGCGCUGUCGUAAGAGAAAACUCGACUGCAUACAGAAUCUUGAAUCUGAAAUUGAAAAACUGCAAAAUGAAAAGGCGAGCUUGCUAAAGGAGCGAGAUCACAUUUUGUCAACGUUGGGAGAGACAAAGCAGAAUCUGACUGGACUUUGCCAGCAAGUAUGUAAGGAAGCAGCAUUGAGUCGUGAGCAAAUACAGAUACUUGCAAAGUAUUCCACCUUGGAUUGUCCACUUUCACUUUUAAUUUCUGAGAGAGAACGAACAGCUCUUGAUGGCAAGCCUGUGAUCCCAUUGUGUAUAGAAUUACCAAGUGGGCUUUCAGGUGCUGUGUCGGCCAGUGAACAGAGUUCUUGCUAUCCAUGUGUAAGAGGCACAUCUGAUACUGCUUAUAAUCAAGUGCAGGAACUCUGUCCAAUUUCUAUGAAAACAUCGGAGAAAACUUUACUUGUGGAACAAUGUGGACAGGGUGGUGGUAUCACAGAUUUCUGUCAGCAGAUGACUGACAAAUGCACUACAGAUGAAUAAAUCUGUUUUGUGAUUGCCAACCUCAGUCUUAUGGGAUUUAAAGUAAGGGUUUUAGCAUUAUUAUAAAAUGCCUUAAGUGAAGGGAAAGGCAAAACUUUAUAUUUUGCAAGUGCAUUAACUAGUAUCUGUCCAUCUACAUUACUCAGCAGACCUUUGGCUUUGUUUUAUGUAAUUUCGGGGCAUAAUAUUUUACAUCACUGUAAGAAAUGCGUCCAUCUCUAAAAGCUUGUACGAGCGCUCAGCCCUUUAGUGCAAACAAAUGGGAUUACUUAUAGUUGGAUUAGGAUACCAGCAUCAUGAUGACUAGUGGAGUACUAGAACUACUUUCCUGAUUUUGUGGCAUCUGGACCCCAGAUACUUUCAAAAAUCUAUUCUUGUUGUACAAUGACUUGCUAGCAGAUGAUCUUAUGCUUCCCUGUAAAAUGUCUCAUAUGAGGGUCAGAAAACAAAGUAUUUUGAAAGACUAGGAUGGCUUAUAAAUGUUACAGUCAUUGGGACCAGUGAGGAUGUGUUUGAAAAUAACUUUUAAUCAGGUUACCUUUAUGGGUAAACAUAACUUUCAGUGCAUUUUCAAUGGCUUGUACUUUAAUUCUAACCUUUUACAAGUAUAAAAAGAAAAUGAGCCAGUUGGGUUUUGUUCAUUACUUAUUUUGUAAAGAAUAAACCCAAUCUUUAAAAUAAGACAAAUGGGGGGGGGGGGGGGAAUAAUCCCUGCUGUAGGGUUUUUUUGUUUUGCCUUGUGUUAGAGGCAAAUUGUGUACAAAUAUUCCCUCAUUGCUUAGCUGCUGUUCUGAUACCAGACAUUUUAAGUACCGAACCUCACAAUUGAAAAAAAAUUCACUUUGCUGGUUUACAUAACAAAACAUAGAAGAAUCUUGUACAAGCCAAUGGAAUUCAUUUUCUACCUCAGUGUACAUUAACUUUUUUAUCUUGGUGUGCAUGUAUGGAAGAUCAUCUUUUGCUCCAAUUGCGACUGUAAAUAUUGGCUUUGCAGGUUUAUCUUAUUUUAUGGUGAGACAGAAUUUUUGCCUCCAGGAUACUAAAACAUAACCCUUUCUGAUAAGGUGCUUGGUUUAAGCUCUCUCUAUAUAGAUAAUUUAGCAUUAAUAAGAUUUAUAUUAUAAAAGUGUAUUAUGAACCAUUGGCCAAAUAUAAAAGAGUUGACAAAUCUCAACAGUACUUCUAAUAACCAGAUGUAAUACAAGUAAAUACACUACCUCAUAUCCAGGUGAUUUCAAGUUCAUUCAGCUCUAUAGUGAUAGAUUUGUUUUUUCAAGACUAAUUUUUUAGUGUUGCAUAGCAUUGUGAUAUGCAAGUUUAAAAUAACUGAACUUUAGAAAAAAGUACUACUCCAAUACAACUUGAUGUUGUGGGUAUCUUUUCCCUUCAGAUUAUUGAGAGGAGACUUUUUAAAUGACUAGCAUUUAUAUUUUGUGACUUUAUAAUGUAUUUACUUAUGAAGAUCACGCUAUCUCUUCUCCAGCAACCCACUAGCCCUCUUAUCCUAAUGCCCCAUGAUUAGUCAGUUUUGCCACCACAUUUUUCUACUUACAUUAACAACUUAGGGCCCUUUCUAAAGUACAUUCUAAAGUAGGUCAUAUUCUAAAAUGGCAUAAUACAAUGAAUUGAGACUAAAUCAUGGGUUUGCAACUUCAUAGUCACAUUUUUAUCAAUAGGAAUGAUCUAUUUUUUUAAAGCCCUUUGGUUGGGCUAUCUGGGGCUGGCCAGGGUCUUGCGCAUAUCUAGUGGGCCAAAACGCCAACUGUUGGGACUGGGGGUCAGCAGUGACCACCACUUAAGUCCUAAGGCUAGAAUAGCCACCACAGAGGUGUUGUGCUACAUUGCUGCCACCUGUUCAUAGGUUGGUGUCUGAAUUCUAUCCCACAAACCCCCAGGAUUCCCAGUGCAAAACCAACAGCUCUGGUUUUGUGUGUAGUAUGAUGAAAUUCAUCCUGUGUGCUUAAACUUCAACAUUUUCUAAUACCAGCCUGGUUUGAAAAGUUUGAGGUAGUUCAUUGCCUAACCAGCUGCAUCUAAAUACAUUUUUGAUUAUUUAAUACAAUAGACCUACAGGUUGCAUGUGGACUUCUAUAGGCUACAUCAUCAACUUGCUAAAGUUAAGAAUGAAUGGCAAUUUUAUGAUAUAGGAUUCUCAGGUAAAUAUUGUUUCAGUUGAAAUACUCAAUUUUGAACUUGUAAAAAUACUUUAAGGCAUGUUUAAAAAUACCUUUUAAAUUUGUUGGGCAAGAUAUUGUAAAGCCUUAUCAGUAAAAUGGCAUACAGAAUGUAAAAAUGAAAUAAUUACAACUGAUUUUGUAUCUUUCAUAAUCCAGUAUUUUCUAAAAAUACAAUAAAAGCUAAUGUCCUUUCUAAAAA
This is a messenger RNA of Chelonia mydas (Green sea turtle), 6769 nucleotides long. It is a transcript of the gene BACH1, whose product is annotated as BTB domain and CNC homolog 1. Gene Ontology annotation, biological process: regulation of transcription by RNA polymerase II. The transcript has 5 exons. Gene Ontology annotation, molecular function: RNA polymerase II cis-regulatory region sequence-specific DNA binding; protein binding; DNA-binding transcription factor activity, RNA polymerase II-specific. Lineage: Eukaryota; Metazoa; Chordata; Testudines; Cheloniidae. Bases 2102 to 4393 code for a protein of 763 amino acids. The record is from RefSeq and is a predicted model, not a curated record.